AUGAUUCAGAGGAAGGAUGUGGUUCUGUCAGUUCUAGGACAACUGCAGGAUGCUACAGAGAGCUCCGGCCUGGAUGCCCUCACCAGGGUAGCUCUGGAGGUCCGCCAGGUCCUGACCCCCUUCACCCUGCCCUCCUCCCCUUGCCAGGAGUUCCCCGGCUGGGCAGGUAUCGACGGCAAGGCCCAUAGCCUGUACCCUGCUGACGCCCCCAGAGGCCUCCUACCUCUGGUCUGUAAGGGAGAGGGGAACCUGCUGUUUGAUGCAGCCAGCAUGCUGCUAGUGGGGACUACUAGUCUCAGUCUGGAGCUACAGGUGCGUACCGUGGUCGACAUGCUGCUGUGGAAGAGAUACUACUUGUGUGGUAUGAUCGACUCUAAGGUGAUGCUGCAGGCGGCCAGGUUCAGCUUGUGUGCCGAGGAGUCCCAGGACAUGCUCAACCUCCCCCUGUCCGUCCUCGAGGCUAUAUUUGAUGCCGAUGUCAAAGCCUCCUGCUUCUCUGGCUCCUACGCCAACAUGUGGCACCUCUAUGCCCUCUCCUCUGUCCUCCAGUGCAACAUCUAUUCUGUCUACCCCAUGUACAACCUCAAGAUACGACCCUACUUCAACCGCCUGAUAAGACCCAGGUCCUACCCCGAAGACAUGGAUCCUAUCACCUUGCACAUUAUGUGGUCUGGAGAGCUAGAGGGGGGCUCCACCAGCUCCAGAUUUAGACCCAUAGUCUUUGUAGCGUUAGUCCAGGCUAGCGACUUCCAGACGGGCAGUCCUAGCACUGAGAAGAGGGUCCCACCCCCAUUGAAGACCCAGGAGCUUCUCAAGCAGGACUCUCACCUGUCCUACUCCAGUCUGAAGGACAAGUACAACAUCACCAAGAGUACCUUCUACCGCUGGAGACGGCAGACACAGGAGCACCGCAAGAAAUCAGCUGCCAGGUACGAGGCCAAGCACUUCGUCCAGGCGUGUUAUCUGGAAGGGAAGCUUAUGCCUCUGCACCAGUUUAAAGAGUUCUUCCCUGAGAUCUCCCGGUCCACCUACUAUGCCUGGAAGCACGAGCUGAUCUCGUCCGGCGGUAGUUUCUCCACGGACGAGGUGAGUCCAGGGAACAGCAUGGAGCAGGAGUCCUGGUCCUCCCCAGAGUCCAAGCCCAGGCAGGAGGAGAACCAAGAGGUGGAGCCAGACCCAGAGCACCAUGACAGCGUGGCCAGUAUGUUCGGUCUGAACUACAACAAUGAUAAGGUGGAUGGGGAACGGGCCCAGAACCUGGCGCUGAUGCAGGAAGCCAAGAAAGUUCUUCAGAACUGCAUCUCCAUGAACACCUUGUUCCCCUUCAGGAUCUUCAAGAGGAGCUUCCCUGGCAUCUCCAGAUCCACUUACUACAACUGGAGGAGGGAAGCCAUGCUGUUCAAUAGAGGCUACAAGGCUAGGAGUAGCGAAGACAACUCUGAUGUGGAUAAGAGUACUGAUGGUCAGUCCCCUAUCGGGGGGACUGAGAGCCAUGGUCAUGCUGCUGCUGUCUUCCCCAGAAUGAAGAUCUGUAGAAACAACUACAAAGGGUUCAGGUUGGUGUUUCUACACAGGAAGAAGCUUAGAGAAGCAGCCAAGGUGAAGGUGUGGAUUUCAAGAUGGCCGAUGUCCAAGUUCAAAGUGAACUACCCCUCCCUGUCACUCUGUUUCUAUUGGAUGUGGCGCAACGGCCCGAGGCAAAACAGGAAGGAGAAAAUCACCCACCCGUCUCUGUCUCUAGAGGUGAACAGGCCUGAGGAUAUUAUGGAGGACAACAACGCAGCAAUGGAGAAUGUUAACGGCGUGACGAGGGGUCUGACUCAGGACGUGACUCAGGACGUGUUGUUGUUAGGGGGGGGUCCAACAGAGGGUCUGAGAGGCCCUUCCACAAUGACUUUUGUGACACCCCCCUUCGAUGCCCCACUCCCUCUAGCCAGGUCCCCCUUGCCCCUUCCCAACCCAACCAAGAUGUCCACCACCACCACCACCACAACAGAUGACCAGAUGUUUGUGAUGGAUCUGGUGGCCCUGGCCAACUUCAAGGCUAAGGCCAAACUGUUCCUCCAGAAACGCUUCGAGGAGAAAUCCUUCCCCACAUUCAAAGAGUUCAGGUCCUAUUUCCCCCUGACUCCCCGCUCCACCUACUAUAUGUGGAAGAGAGCCCUGCAUCACGGAGUGCCACUGGUACAUGGCUGAGGGAGAGAGGGCAUGGCUGAGGGAGAGAGGGCAUGGCUGAGGGAGAGAGGGCAUGGCUGAGGGAGAGAGGGCAUGGCUGAGGGAGAGAGGGCAUGGCUGAGGGAGAGAGGGCAUGGCUGAGGGAGAGAGGGCAUGGCUGAGGGAGAGAGGGCAUGGCUGAGGGAGAGAGGGCAUGGCUGAGGGAGAGUGUACCGAGUGUAAUGGUGGUCAUACACUCUGUUACACAAGCUUUAAGCAGAACGGUGCCCCUGUAACAAACUGAAAUGCUCUCUUGUCUCUUCAGAAUCCUAAACUAUCCCUUCUCCCUCCUUCACUUCCUCAAACAGAGCCAUCAGUAUCAACUCACCCUCUUUUAAAAAUGUUGAUUUUUCUUCAACUGAACAUUGUAUUUGUUUAGGUAGAGGUUUGUUUGAGCGCGUGGGUGAAGCCUAAUACAUUGGAAUUGUAGCUAAAUGCAUCUUAAUCUUGAUUUGUCCUGCUCUCCUUGUCUCUUCCCCUCCUCCCUCCAUUCCUUUACCUAUCACCUUCAGCUCAUGGACAUUUGCAUGUGUGUGAAAAGACACUGUUCCACUAAUGUUCCUCUGGCCUCCAGGCAAAAGGCAGUUGAAAGUCCCCAUGAUGGUGACAGUGGGGCUUUAUUUAAAUGGCUCUUUGUUUGAGAGUGGUUGUUUCUGCUUCUCUUGUCUCUCUAGUCUUGGUUUUAAUUCCAUCUCUCUCGUAAUGAUGGGUUUUAAUCCCAUCUCUCUCGUUAUGAUGGGUUUUAAUCCCAUCUCUCUCGUUAUGAUGGGUUUUCAUCUCUCAGCAUUGUUGGUUUUAAUCCCAUCUCUCUCAGUAUUCCUUUCAACAUCACUUUAUUUCCAUGUUCUCAUUUUAGUUAGCUAAUUGUUUUCAAGGUGUGCUGUUUUUGUUAAUCCAUUUGAUGUCUGUUUAUCUGUUCUAGAAGAUUAGUAGUGGUUGACCUUUUUUACUAGAUUAUUAUUUUUUUUUAGAUGUGUUGUAUUGAAAGGAGUCUGAGCUGUAGGGAAAGGCAUUUGUUUCAGAAAUCAAGUUUCUCCUGUAUUGUUUAGCUCCCUUUUUUUGUUUUCCAAGCAUGUUCUUCAAAUACUGAGUUUGAUUCCACCCCCCCAAAAAUUGACAAUUGAGUGUUCAUCCACUACCUUGUUCAGGGGCAGAACGACAUAUUUUUUUUACCUUGUCAGCUCGGGGAUUUGAUCUUGCAACCUUUCGGUUACUGGUCCAACGCCCUAACCACUAGGCUACCUGCCACCCCAGUGCUACUUGCAGUAUGAGAGGGUUCAAUGGUUUUCCAGCAUAUGUUACAGGGUUCAAGACAUUUUGUUUUAUUUUCAUUGACAAGUUUGUUUACGAAUGAAUGUUUACAACACUUCUGGACUCACUACCAGAACAUGUCAUUAAAACGUACUAAUUGGCCUCAUUAAGUAUAUAUUUCCUUUAUGAAACUCUAUUUUCUUGCUGAUUACCAUACUUUUUACUACCAACGUUUUUUUUUUCUGGUAACUAUACUGUGAAGUAUCUUCUUGAUAUGUGAAGUCUUAAACUAUGGUAUGUUAGUUUAGAUCAAUUACGUUUUUGUCUUUUUACAUUUUUAUUUUUUUUAAUGUCCAGGUGUAUAUAUAUUUUUUUUUUCUCAAAACAACAUUUUCUCUGAGUAUUGACAUUUUAGACACUGGUGUAUAACUGCCGUCAUACAUAACCAAACAUUUUUAUAUUUCAAUUUCUGCAUAUUUAUUUGUUUUGUCAUCUGGAGUGUACAUCAACCAUAUUUUUCUCACCCACAGUGAAAAUAUUGUUUUCCCAAUUUUUCUUUAUCAAUAAACCACCAACUCAAAUUCAGCUUGUGUUUGAAUGGAUGACUCCUAGAGCUUCUAGCUCCAUUCAUAUACCUGGCAGCAGUUUAUCUUGCUUUAGAUUGGUGUGAUUUUAUUCCGUUGUAGUUCAUUGUCCCCCUAGCUUGAGGAGACCAUGAUGAAGGACUAAUCAACCAUGCUGAGUUUAACAGACACACAACACAGUGAUCACAGUGGUAUUGACCAAUCCGCUUUGACAUCAGUGGUAUUGACCAAUCCGCUUUGACAUCGGUGGUAUUGACCAAUCCGCUUUGACAUCGGUGGUAUUGACCAAUCCGCUUUGACAUCGGUGGUAUUGACCAAUCCGCUUUGACAUCGGUGGUAUUGACCAAUCCGCUUUGACAUCGGUGGUAUUGACCAAUCCGCUUUGACAUCGGUGGUAUUGACCAAUCCGCUUUGACAUCGGUGGUAUUGACCAAUCCGCUUUGACAUCGGUGGUAUUGACCAAUCCGCUUUGACAUCGGUGGUAUUGACCAAUCCGCUUUGACAUCGGUGGUAUUGACCAAUCCGCUUUGACAUCGGUGGUAUUGACCAAUCCGCUUUGACAUCGGUGGUAUUGACCAAUCCGCUUUGACAUCGGUGGUAUUGACCAAUCCGCUUUGACAUCGGUGGUAUUGACCAAUCCGCUUUGACAUCGGUGGUAUUGACCAAUCCGCUUUGACAUCGGUGGUAUUGACCAAUCCGCUUCGACAUCGGUGGUAUUGACCAAUCCGCUCAAACAAUGAUCUGAUUUUUUUCUCACCCAUCUCAUGAUUUCUGAGUGGCAGAAUGUAAUGUGUGUAAUCAAAUCAUGUUUGCCAUUAUGAAAGCUGAAGGCAGUGGACCAGCUGAAUUUUAUUUAUGUUUUUCACCUUUAUUUAACCAGGUAGGCUAGUUUGACAACAAGGUCUCAUUUACAACUGCGACCUGGCCAAGAUAAAGCAAAGUAGUGCGACACAAACAACAACAGACUUACACAUGGAACAAACAAACAUACAGUCAAUAAUACAAUAGAAACUGUAUAUAGACUUUGUGUGCAAAUGGUGUGAGGAAUAGAUGGGUUGUAGGAAUAGACAGGUCGUUUUACAGGUACACAACAUAAUGUUUCUGUUGUAUUGUCUAAUGCUCAGGUCGUUUUACAGGUAUAUAACCAUAGUGUUUCUGUUGUAUUGUCUAAUGCUCAGGUCGUUUUACAGGUAUAUAACCAUAGUGUUUCUGUUGUGUUGUCUAAUGCUCAGGUCGUUUUACAGGUAUAUAACCAUAGUGUUUCUGUUGUAUUGUCUAAUGCUCAGGUCGUUUUACAGGUAUAUAAGCAUAGUGUUUCUGUUGUAUUGUCUAAUGCUCAGGUCCUAUUUCAGGUAGUCAAGAAGUCAAUGUGAAUUGCCAACUGAAUCUGUCCGACCAACAAGUGUUUGGAACACAACCAUCGUGUUUCUAUUGUAUUGUCUAACGUUCAGAUGAGAUUGUCUGACCGCAUAGAUGGUAGU
Salvelinus fontinalis (brook trout) is the source of this 5530-nucleotide messenger RNA. Its product is annotated as vertnin-like. Gene Ontology annotation, cellular component: chromatin. The transcript is spliced from 5 exons. The coding region runs from base 1 to 2196 and encodes 731 amino acids. Lineage: Eukaryota; Metazoa; Chordata; Actinopteri; Salmoniformes; Salmonidae. Gene Ontology annotation, biological process: regulation of transcription by RNA polymerase II. The record is from RefSeq and is a predicted model, not a curated record.